AUGGUAGGAUUGGGCGAAGAAAAUUGGGCACAAGUAAGACGUGACAUGCUAACUGAACUGAAAAGGAAUCAUGACAUUUACAUAAAGAGUUACAAAGUAUGGGCCACCAUAGAGGAGUUGGUAGCUAUAUUGGACUGUUGGGUUUCACCUGCCGAUCGACAAUAUUGGAUGACAUUACCUUAUAUGGGCCAUAUAAUUGCCCAUGCUUACAACAUUGUGGUCCAGUAUUUCUCAAAAUAUCAAUGCCUUACAUUUCUUCCACUUUCGAGCGAUCCCGUUCCUGUUGAGAUGCGGCAAGAGCAUGGCCUAGCAUUCGUGAACAAUAACCAUUUUGUACAUGUCGUCUUGAAGAACAAUUGCCCUAUGCCUCCUAUCGUAGAUCAUUGGACACGGUACCACGAGCCCAAGGCAGAGGGUUGGAAGACAUCCGAUACCGAGGAUAGGAUUGCGACUUUUAGAGGUUUAGUUAGUUCAAAACGUAGCACUCCGCUCAAAAUUUUGUAA
This is a messenger RNA of Erythranthe guttata (spotted monkey flower), 504 nucleotides long. NCBI's taxonomy places the organism in Eukaryota, Viridiplantae, Streptophyta, Magnoliopsida, Lamiales, Phrymaceae. The record is from RefSeq and is a predicted model, not a curated record.